AUGUCGGGACGCCAGGCACACGGAAGGCCCUUGCUGCAGCAGCCGGGGUCUCGAAAAAAGAACAUUCAGAGAGGCGGACCGAGCAGACCGGCCAGGCCAGUCAGAGCAAAGACUGGGCGAGUCGACGUGCUUGCGUUGGCCGAGAAGCAGGUGGGCGAGACAAAAAGCAAGGGAGUCCGUCUGCGGGACCUGGACAUUGAGCGCGAUCCGAGCAAGCGGCGACGCGGAAACGAGGAGGACGAGGAGGAGGACGAGGCAGACGAUGGCGGUCGCGAUGGCGGUGUUUCGAAGCGUCGGCGGCGCAACGAGGAAGAAGGAGCUGGAGAUGAGGAGCGGGCAGACGACUCAGACAACGAGAUGCAGAGCGACAGCGAUGGAAACGAGUGGCACGUCGGUGUUGACAGCAACGACGAUGACUCGGAAAUCGACAGCGACGAGGCCUUUGGGGAGAGCGACGACGAGAUGUUUGAUGGGUAUGCAUUCGGGCGAAGCUCGUCGGCAUCGAAGAGCAAAAAGAAGAAGCGGUCCAAGGGCGGAGACGAGUCGGAAGAGUUUGACGAGCCGGAUGAUUUGGGAGACGACGAGGACUCACUUGGCGAAGAUGCCAUCGAUCUUGCUCAGGCGCUGGACCAGGUCUCUUCGGACUCGGACUCGGAAGAAGCGGCGGCCAGCAAGAAGAAACCGAAGAAGGCGGGUGGCAGGAAGGUGGGAGACAGCGAUGCCGGAUCGUCUGUCGACUCUGGGUCUAUUGAUUCGGAAGAUGAGGAGGAGGAGGACGACAGCAAUUCCGAAUCCUCCGUAUUGUCGGAUGAGGAGGAGGAGGAGGACGAGGAGGAGGACGACAGCGAUGCCAGCGAUGCCAGCGACGAGUCGACGUUUGAAGAGCUGAAGAGCAUGGCGUCUGCGUUUGCCGGCAAGAGCAAGAGUGACGAGGUGGCAGCCGGGUCUGGGGCUGGGCAGAACAAGGUCAGCCUCAGCGACCUGGGGCUGUUUGGUGUCAAGGAUGCGCAGAUGAAGAAGUCGCUCAAGCUGCUGGCGCGGGAAGAAAAGGGUGAGAGCGGCCCAAGCAAGAAGCUGGACGUGCCGCUGGCGCGGAUCCAUCAAGAGCGAAUGCAUCGCGAGGCGGCGGCAGAAAAGACGCACGAGACGCUUGGGCGGUGGGUGGACACGGUCAAGCACAACCGGCGAGCCGAGCACCUCUCCUUUCCGGUGGCCGGGGCGCUGGAAGGUACCGGGCUCGACUCUAUGGAGCUGCGGCCGAUCAGCCAGAAGACGGCGCAGACGGAGCUGGAGAAGACGAUCUUGUCGAUUAUGCAGGAGAGCGGGCUAGAGCCCAGCGGCGGAUCGUCGAAGAAGAAGAAGGGCGGCGUCAACGGCGACGGCGGUGGUUCGGAGGAGAAGGAGAAGUUGUCAGCUGAAGAGCUGAAGCAGCUCGUCAGCCAGCGGCGGCACCAGCGGGAGGUGCAGUCGCGAGAGCAGGCGCGGGCGCGGCGGAUUAAGAAGAUCAAGAGCAAGGCAUACCGGCGGAUUCACCGACGCGCGAAGGCCAAGAACGAUGCGGCAGCGGCAGAACUGGAGGAAGGCUCAGACGUCGACUCGGAGGCGGAGCGGGAAGCACAGCACCGGCGACGGGCGAUGGAGCGGAUGGGCUCACGGCAUCGCGAGAGCAAGUGGGUGAAACAGGCGAAGAACACGGGCCGGGCAGCGUGGGACGAGGAUUUCCGGUCAGGGCUGGUCGACAUGGCACGACGGGAUGAAGAGCUGCGGCAGCGAGUGGCCAAGCGUGGAUCGGACGACGAGAAGGAACAGGGCAACAGCGACAGUUCGUCGGACGAGGACGAGGACGAAGACGAUGAGGCGUUCCUGGAGCGCACACGGGCUGAGCUGGAGAAGGCCGGCAAGGAAGCCGACAAAGGGCCGCAGUCGGCGCUGAUGAACAUUGGGUUUAUGCAGAGGGCCGAGCUGGCACGCAAAAAGGCCAACGACGAAGCCGUGGCGGAGAUUAUGCGCGACUUGGACGUGAAGGAUGACAGCGGCGAGGAGGAUGCGAAAGCCGGAGACGAGGACGGCGAAGAUGGUGCGUGGACUACGGUCGGCCGUCGAACGUAUGGCGUGGCCAAAGCAGGCAAGCCGACGAAGACGGCAGCGAAGCGAAAGGUUGAGAAGGUGAAAACGGCAGAGGAGGCAGAGAAGGCAGAGAAGGCAGAAAAGGGUACAGAAGCCAAUUCUUGGUUUCGGGAGGACACGAUGGCAACAUCAGCCAAAGGGGAUACAUGGUCCAGCAGCAAAGAGCCGGAAUCGGGCGGACGACAGGCCAAGACGGAGGCGGCCGGAAAGCGAGCAAAAGCCCGGGAAGUUGUGACGUUGGGCAACGGCUUGGAGAAUAUGCUUGAGAGGACGAGUGAGAAGGAGGCGAAGCAGCCGAAGCAGCCGAAGAAGCAGCCAAAAAAGGAGACGACCGCGACGACCGCAGACGAUUCGGACACGUCUUCUUCCGGCAGCAGCAGCAGCAGCAGUGACGAGGACGAAAACGAAGACGAAGACAGUGCUCGAUUCGGCAAAGCCGGCGUGCGUGGCCGUGGCAGCAAGCCGGCCUUGUUGAAUCUUCGUGUGCUGGAAUCGGAUCUGUUGCGCCAGGCGCUGGGCGACGACGAUGCCGAGGCCGAGUUUGAGCGCGAGAAGCAGCGCGUGGCGACCGAGGAGGCCGAGGCAGCUGCAGCCGAGGCACAGGGCGGCAGCCGGAAGCGCGGCGCCGACUUUCUGCCUGGUUGGGGCAGCUGGUCGGGCGAAGGUAUCAGCAAGCGGUCGGCCAAGCGGGAUCAGAACCGGCUCGAGACCAAGACGGCCGCCUCCAAAGACAAGAAGCCCAAGCCGGUGGCCCGGCGUGACGACAAGCUGGAGCGUGUCAUCAUCAGCGAGCGGCGCGUCCAAAAGAACGCAAAAUACCUCGCCUCACAGCUGCCGCACCAGUUUGAGACCAAGAACCAGUACGAGCGCUCGCUGCGUCUGCCCGUCGGCCCCGAAUGGGGCACCAAGACAGCCUUCCAGGACUCCAUCAAGCCACGCCUGCUGGCCAAGCAGGGUGUCGUGCUGCCCAUGGCCCGGCCCCUGGUUUAA
This is a messenger RNA of Grosmannia clavigera kw1407, 3117 nucleotides long. Its product is annotated as small nucleolar ribonucleoprotein complex subunit putatrive. Lineage: Eukaryota; Fungi; Ascomycota; Sordariomycetes; Ophiostomatales; Ophiostomataceae. Gene Ontology annotation, biological process: rRNA processing. The record is from RefSeq and is a predicted model, not a curated record. Bases 1 to 3117 code for a protein of 1038 amino acids. The transcript has 2 exons. Gene Ontology annotation, cellular component: small-subunit processome; nucleolus.